AUGGAUGGUGUGGAACUGAGUAUAUACGGCAUACUCGCAAACGUCCUACAUGGUAACAAAGAAGGGAGAAGGAGAAUUUGGAAUUGCAACUUAACAUGGACUGGCCUGAAAUGA
Molecule: messenger RNA, 114 nt
Organism: Brugia malayi
Lineage: Eukaryota; Metazoa; Nematoda; Chromadorea; Rhabditida; Onchocercidae
Exons: 2
Coding region: 1-114 (37 amino acids)
Source: RefSeq, a predicted model, not a curated record